AUGGCUGUUCAAACUGACUGUAAAUCAGUUACUGAGGAAAUUAAAGCUCUACAACUCCAUGACAAACCAUCAGCUGUUGGAAUGGUGAAGGAGCCACUGGGGAUGGACGGCAUCACACUAAAUAUCGCCAUCACUGGAGAAUCUGGUUCUGGUAAAUCCAGCUUUGUUAAUGCCUUCAGAGGCAUAGAUGAUGAAGAUGAGGAAGCUGCUGCGACCGGCACUGAAGAAACCACUCAUGAGGUCACACCGUACCCCCAUCCAGAGUAUCGUAAUGUUACUUUAUGGGAUCUUCCUGGAAUCGGAACCACCAAGUUUCCAGCUGAUAAGUACUUGGAGCAGAUUGGAUUUGAGAAGUUUGACUUCUUCAUCAUCGUCUCAGCUGUUCGGUUCAAAGAGAAUGAUGUGAAACUUGCUCAGGAGAUUCAGAGGAUGAAGAAAAAGUUCUACUUUGUUCGCUCAAAAACUGACCGCGAUAUAAAAGCUGAGAGAAGAAAGAGAGACUUCAGUGAAAAGAGGACUCUGACAACAAUCAGAGACGACUGCGUUCAAGGAGUCAGAAGACUGGGCAUCAAGUCUCCACAGGUCUUCCUGGUGUCCAGCUUUGAGCUCCACCUGUACGACUUCUCUCUCUUACAAGAGACCUUAGAGAGAGAACUUCCUGAACUCAAGAGAGAUGCUCUGCUGUUUGCUACACCCAGUGUCAACCUGAAGAUCAUCAGCAAGAAGAAAGAAGCUUUCAAGUCUUUAAGUACAAGCACAGACGACCAGUUUGGAUUUGCAUUAGUUAAAGAAGAAAUUAAUGAAGCUCUGCUGCAGAAUGACCAACCAGCAGCUGCUGCAAAGAUCAAAGAGUUAAUGAUGAAGGAGAAAAACAUCACACUAAAUAUCGCCAUCACAGGAGAAUCUGGUUCUGGUAAAUCCACCUUUGUUAAUGCCUUCAGAGGACUGUCCGAUGAUGAUAAGGGAGCUGCUCCUACUGGUGUUAAAGAAACCACCUCAGAGGUCACACCGUACCCCCAUCCAAACUAUCCCAAUGUUACUUUAUGGGAUCUUCCUGGGAUCGGCUCCACCAAGUUUCCAGCUGAUAAAUACCCGGAGCUUGUUGGAUUUGAGAAGUUUGACUUCUUCAUCAUCAUCUCAGCUGAUCGCUUCAGAGAAAAUGACAUGAAACUCUCUCAGGAGAUUCAGAGGAUGAAGAAAAGGUUCUACUUUGUUCACUCAAAGAUCGACGAAGACAUACGAGCUGAGAAAAGAAAGAAAAACUUCAAUAAAGAGAGGACUCUGACAAAGAUCAAAGACGGCUGCGUUCAGAGACUCAGAGGAUUAGGCAUCGAGUCUCCGCAGGUCUUCCUGGUGUCCAGCUUUGAGCUCCGCCUGUACGACUUCUCUCGCUUACAUCAGACCUUAGACAGAGACCUUCCUGCACACAAGAGAGAUGUUCUGCUGCGAGCCAUGCCCAACAUCAGCCCAGAGAUCAUCAGGAAGAAGAAACAAGCUCUGAAGUCCAAAGUAAAAUACUGGGCUAUUCUGUCUGCAGUUGGAGCAGCUGUUCCAGUUCCUGGACUUUCUAUUGCUGUUGAUGCUGUUUUGCUGGUUGGUGUUGUCACAGAUUAUGUUCAUGUGUUUGGUCUCGAUAUCUGGUCUCUGAAGAGACUUUCUGUCAUCACUUCACCACUGGUUACAGCAGAAAUAAGUAUACCGCUCCUCUUGAAAGUGAUAGCCCAACUUGGGUCCAUAGCUGCAUUAAUUGCAGCAGAGGAAACAACCAGAUUUAUUCCAAUUAUUGGAAUUCCAGUAUCAGCGGGUCUCUCUUUCACCACAACCUACAAAAUUCUGAAUUUGAUCCUUGAUCAGCUGGCUGAAGAUGCUCAGAAGGUGUUUGAAAAGACUCAGGGUCUGAACACAGUGUGA
Molecule: messenger RNA, 1911 nt
Organism: Neolamprologus brichardi
Lineage: Eukaryota; Metazoa; Chordata; Actinopteri; Cichliformes; Cichlidae
Source: RefSeq, a predicted model, not a curated record